UACAUUUCAAAAACCACUAUGGAAGACCUCAAACAACCAUCAAAUGGAGAAGGCAGCAGGAACCCUAAUAAUCAGCCAAUUCCAUUAUCAUUACUUGGCCGAGAAACUUCAACAAAUGUUGCUGAAUCCACACCAUCGCCUCCGGUGGCCCACCAUCGUCGUGCCCAAGUAGUUGCUUGUGGCGGGAGGGAAGAAUUGUACUAUGAUUUUUUUGAAAAGUUGAGAAAUGUUGAACCUUUUUCCAAUUUGCCGGCAGAUCAAGCACGCGAGAGUGAGACCAAAACACCACAGCAAGUUUUGGAGAAGGCUCAAUCCAGCAAGCAUAAGCCCAAGUCCAACUUCCCAAGUCAUGAUGACGGGAAUGCAGGAAGGAGGCAUUCCAAUAGACACAAGGAUGGAGACAACAUUUCGUCCAGUAGUUCAUCUUAUUCCUCAGCAUCGAAUGAUACAGUGGAGAAGGCAACUAGAGCACGAAUCAGGAGAAAGAUAAAAGCUCUUCAAGAAUUAGUUCCCAACUCGAACACGAGGGACGAGGCCUCCAUUCUUAGUGAUGCAAUAAACCACAUAAUAAGCUUGCAAAACCAACUUAAGAUGCUAUGUAACGGAGCAGGACCUUACAUCCAACCAUCAAAUAUGAUACCAUCAGCUGGCUACCAAAUGAUGCCGAUUCCGGGAAUGAAUCCUCAAUUUAUGUCAAUGAAUCCAAUGGGAUUCGGAUUGGGAAUAGAUAUGGGUAUGGGAUUGUUUAAUUUUAAUUACACACCUCCUUUCGCCAUGCCAUUUCCUUAUCCCCAACCACAAGCAAAUCUACCUGAUGAAUCGCCGGCGGCCUUAGAAAUGAAUGUGGCCGUAAUGGCUCCGUUCAAUAAUGUCCGAUCACGGGCGCCUUUGCCGGCUUCCGAUUUCAUGGUGGUACCUGGGGAUCAUUGCAGGAAGUGUUGCCCCAAGUAGAAAUGCUUGGUGAAAUAAGGCUAUAAACUUGGUGUGUGACUGUGUUGUGUUUGUUGUCUGUUGUUUUCCAUUUUUUGUUUUGGU
Messenger RNA from Oldenlandia corymbosa var. corymbosa, 1035 nucleotides. The record is from the annotation of a GenBank genome assembly. Lineage: Eukaryota; Viridiplantae; Streptophyta; Magnoliopsida; Gentianales; Rubiaceae.